CAUAUUCUUGGUCAAGUUGGUUCCAGUUCUCUACAGACACCUCCUCUACACACAAUCACAAACCACGUAUUAAAAAUGAUCAGUAAAUGCUAAUUAUAAGCUUCAGGCUGCAUAUAUCAAUUCGCUACAUCUUCUCUUGAUACCACAAGGUAUCUUCUAACUUCAGCUUAAUUGAAUUAAUCCUCAUAUUAGAUUUCAUAGCCUAAUCCUUCGUCUAGUAUAGAAACCCAAGGAUAGUGUAAUUUUCCGGCAUGAAUUGCCAUUAUUUGUGGUUAUCAUGGUUCAUUAACAGCUACCACCUUAGAAAGCUCAAAUUUACUUUAUAAUCUAAAUAAUGAACCUCUGUAAUUCACUCAAUCAAUCACAUAUCAGUAUUUGAUGGUUUUCAAUAAAUCAUCAACUCAAGAACAAAUAAUCCUAUAAAAAAUCAUCCCUUCACAACUAAUUGUUCACUUGUUUUUGUCUUAACUCAUUGACCGAAACAAGUUACUGAAAAUUCUAGAUGCUUGAAAAUAUCUCUAGCUAUACGCAGAAUUUCUUAUUAUAUGGCUGGUGAUCCAGAUCACAUGAUGGCAAUGAAAAUGAUCAAUGAAGCACAUAUGCGGAAGGGGAAAAUUAAGUCUUUCAUUUCUCACUGUGGUGGACUUCCAUCUCCUGAUGCUGUUAACAAUCCAUUAGCAUAUAAAUUUAGUUGGAGUCCUGUAGGGGCUAUCCGAGCUGGGAGAAAUCCUGCAACCUACAAAUACUGUGGUGAAACUAUACACAUUGAUGGGGACAGUAUUUAUGAUUCAGCUACAAGAAUAAGGAUAGCUGACUUUCCUGCUUCAGCUACAAGAAUAAGGAUAGCUACAAGAUUGCAUAACCUAAUCCUUCGUCUAGUAUAG
This is a messenger RNA of Arachis ipaensis, 884 nucleotides long. The record is from RefSeq and is a predicted model, not a curated record. NCBI's taxonomy places the organism in Eukaryota, Viridiplantae, Streptophyta, Magnoliopsida, Fabales, Fabaceae.